This is a messenger RNA of Sordaria macrospora k-hell, 2325 nucleotides long. NCBI's taxonomy places the organism in Eukaryota, Fungi, Ascomycota, Sordariomycetes, Sordariales, Sordariaceae. The record is from RefSeq and is a predicted model, not a curated record.
AUGACAAGGUAUUCCGGCAACGACUUUGUCGCUUCCGUGAACCUUCCAAUUCGGGAAAUUAUGGAAAAGGCACCAAAGCCCAACCCAGAAACUGGUCUCUAUCAACUCGAGGACAUUCCAGAAUACGCCCCAGUGCAGAAGAGCAGUGGCCGAUUUGCGAGAUUGGGCCUGUCUCGGACGGCCUCUUCUCAAAGCUUGAGCAAAGCCGCCAGACCCGGUCUUUCUAGGCAAAAUUCCACAGCCGCAAAGGAACCAUCGGUGGCUGGGACUCCUCUCCAGGUUGCUGUCGACGGUCCUUCGGAUUCCAGUCGGAGUUUCCUUCCCCCACCUAGCCCGGCCUUGCUGCCCCCUGGGGAGAAUCCCAUUGCGGCCGCGGGUGCGGCUGCUACGGCUGGCGAGGUUGCGCCCCAAUCCGAAGGAGACGAUGACUUCACUUUCUUGACUCUUCCCCUGAAGAUGAAGCACCUUGAGAAGUGGGAGUCCAAGCACAACCCUCAACUCUAUCUUCGCAUCAAGUACAUGCCAUACCCCGCGCUGAGACAGCAGUUCUGGCGGGCACUCCUGAAGCAAUACGACGCGGAUGAGAGCGGGCGCAUCAGCAAGGUUGAGCUGACCACGAUGCUGGACACCCUCGGUUCCACAUUGCGCGAGUCUACCAUCGACAGCUUCUUCCAGCGAUUCCCCCAUAGGAUAGAAGGGGACGACUCGGAUGAUUUGACCAUGGAUGAGGCUGUCAUUUGCUUGGAGGAUCAGCUGGAGGCCAAGUCACGCUCGACCACGCAGGGAAUGGUCGACAAGGUCAAGGACAACGUAAAGAACCUCCUUCCUGGUCACGGCAAGGACUCUGGUACCACUAGUGAUCUGGAGGACGGCGAGACUUCGGCCGGCGGUUCGCAGCUUGCCGAUUCGACCCUCAACGUACCGGAUCUGGGCGCCUCGGGUGAGGAAGGAGACCUGCUUGAUCGUGAUGACUUGAACCUCUCAUCUAGUGGCGAGGAACACGUCGUGGAGAUCAAGGAAUGCCCUAUCUGCCACCAGCCUCGCCUCAACAAGCGGAAGGAUACCGACAUUAUCACUCACAUUGCAACUUGCGCCAGCCAGGAUUGGCGCCAAGUCAACAACCUUGUAAUGGGCGGCUUCGUCACCUCCAGCCAGGCCCAGCGCAAAUGGUACUCCAAGGUCAUCACCAAGAUCUCGUACGGCGGUUACAAGGUGGGAGCCAACUCGGCCAACAUUCUGGUGCAGGACCGCAUUACUGGCCAGAUCAAUGAGGAGAAGAUGAGCGUCUACGUUCGACUCGGCAUCCGCUUGCUGUACAAGGGUAUCAAGUCUAACAACAUGGAGACGAGACGCAUCCGCAAGCUCCUCAAGAGCCUCAGUGUCAAGCAAGGCAAGAAGUACGAUGACCCGAACUCCAAGGCUGAGAUCCCCAAGUUCAUCCAGUUUCAUGGUCUCGAUUUGUCCGAAGUCGCGAUGCCUUUGGAGGAGUACAAGACUUUCAAUGAGUUCUUCUACCGCGCACUCAAGCCCGGUGCCCGCCCCUGUUCCGCUCCUCACAACCCAUGCAUCGUCGUUUCUCCCGCCGACUGCCGCUCCGUUGUCUUCAACAGCAUCGACACGGCCACCAACGUUUGGAUCAAGGGUCGCGAGUUCACCGUCAAGCGUCUGCUUGGCGAUGCCUACCCCGAAGACGUGGCGCGGUACGAGGGUGGUGCGCUCGGCAUCUUCCGUCUUGCGCCACAGGAUUAUCACCGCUUCCAUAUCCCCGUUGACGGCAUUUUGCGCCAGCCCAAGACGAUCGAGGGGGAGUACUACACUGUCAACCCGAUGGCUAUCCGGUCCGCGCUGGAUGUGUAUGGCGAGAACGUGAGAGUGCUGGUGCCGAUUGACAGCCCCGAGUUCGGCCGCGUCAUGGUUAUCUGCGUUGGCGCCAUGAUGGUCGGUAGUACCGUCAUUACAAGGAACGACGGUGACGAGGUAAAGAGAGCUGAGGAGCUCGGAUACUUCAAGUUUGGUGGUAGCACGAUUGUUGUGCUCUUUGAGCCGGGCAAGAUGGUGUGGGAUGAGGAUUUGGUGCAGAAUUCCAUUCUGCCUUUGGAGACUUUGAUCCGUGUUGGCAUGUCGGUCGGUCACGCGCCCAAUGAGCCGCAGUGGACUCCUGAUAUGCGCAAGGACGAGGCCGAUAUCACCUCCGAGGACAAGGCCAAUGCCAAGCGCCGUAUCCAGGGCCAGGUCGCCGAGGAGUCGCCGGAGGACAGCGGCAAUGAUGAGAUGAUCUCGACCAUGCCUAGUGAGGUGCCCCCUCCCCCGGCGAUGGGACCAUGA